AAGGAUCCCCCGCAGCUCAUGUGGCGCGGCCUCUGCUGCGCGGUGCUCCUCGCCUGCUCAUCAUCCUCGGCCCGGCCGCUCCGGCCCGGGGCUCCGCGCGGCUGGCCGCCACGGCGCCCCCCGGGGCGGCCUCGGCUGGGCGCCCUUCCCUCGGAGAACCCACGGAGGGCGCCCUGGCGGUGCCCUGGUCGCCUCCGCCGGGCGCGGCCACCGCCCCGGCGCCAGCCGAGGUGCCGCCCUCGCGCGCGCCCGCCCGCUCGCUCGGCGGGGGCGCCCGGGCGCCGCAGGGCGGGCGGCGCUUCGUGGAGGAGGGGCGCCUCCUCCGCGGCCGGGGGCGGCGGGUGGUCGGCGGCGGGGAGCUGCGCGGGAGGCGCCCGGCGGGGGGCGCGGAGCCGGCGCAGAGGCGGCGGGCGGCGAGCCUGCUGGGCGCGCUGGGCCUGGCCUCGGCGGCGUCGUGGCUGCUGGGGCCGCGGGCGUCGCAGGACCCGCUGCUGCAGCCGGGGGCCGCGCGGUCGACCGGGGCGAUCGAGCAGGGCUCCGUGCUGCUGUCCCGGCCCGGGGGGCACUUCGCCGACCGCCAGCAGUACUUCCACAAGUCCGUCAUCCUCAUCGUGAGGCAUCGCGCGGACUUCGACCUGGGCAUCAUCCUGAACCGGCCGACGGGAGUCCUCUCGUCGCAGCUCGGGCUGCCGGGGCCCCCGCGGAGCGUCUGGUUCGGAGGGGACUGCGAGGGCCUGAGGCCGCUCAGCUUCCUCCCGCCCGGGGAGCUCCAGGGGUCUCCGCGCAUGUUUUGCCUGCACACCGACGAGGAGCAGUCCCUGGACUCCACACGAAUUGCUUCUGGUGUGUAUUCGAUGGAUUCGUUCAAGGCGCAGCAGCUAGCGAUUCGCGGCGACCCGCGAGCCAACGACUUCAUGUUCUUUGCCGGCUACUGCGGCUGGGGGGCGGGGCAGCUCCAGGACGAAUUAGACAGGGGAGACGUGUGGAAGUUGGCCACUGUAGACAGCCAGAUCAUUAUCCGAGAGAUGAGGGAGGCGGCGCUUGAAUUGAGAGCCUUGUCCACAGUUGGACUCGACGACGGUAUCGCCGAGUGGCGCCACUUCUACUCUGCAGUUGACGCUGGGCUACCCAUGCAGGUGAGAGGCCCCGAAGACGUUGUGAGCAAAGACGACCGAGCAGACGAUCGGCUCGCCGACCAAAUGCUUCGAGACUGGGUGCAGUUGAAUUUGCAGGGCCUGGCGUAG
Messenger RNA from Prorocentrum cordatum, 1244 nucleotides. NCBI's taxonomy places the organism in Eukaryota, Dinophyceae, Prorocentrales, Prorocentraceae. The record is from the annotation of a GenBank genome assembly.